AUGGGAAAACGGUGCAUUUUUGGACUACGUCACAAAUUGACUGCUUCAUCUGUCAAAGAGGAGCCAUUUAUGAACGGUACUUCAACGGUUUAUAUCGAACAGAUGUAUGAAGCAUGGCGACAAAGUCCAGCAUCGGUUCAUUCUUCAUGGAAUGCUUAUUUCCAGAACGUUGAGCGAAGCUUGCCACCUGGACAAGCAUAUUCUGCGCCUCCGAAAGGACUAGCCGCUUAUUCUGUUUCAUCUGCCGUAGCACCUACACCAGAAUUUGAAAGCACACUAACUGGAUCAGGGCAGACUUUAAAUGAACAUCUGAAAGUUCAGCUAUUAAUUAGAAGUUACCAGACUCGUGGACACAACAUAGCUGAUUUGGAUCCACUGGGAAUCAAUAAUGUGGGAUUGACUGAUGUUACACCUGCAGAAUUAGAUCCGGCAUUUUAUGGACUCACGGAUGCUGAUAUGGACAAAGAAUUUCUUUUGCCAAUGUCAACAUUUAUUGGUGGGGAUAAGAAGUCACUGAAACUAAAGGAUAUAAUCAGUCGUCUGAAGACCAUUUACUGUUCGCAUACUGGAAUUGAAUACAUGCAUCUGACUAAUUUCGAGCAGUUGGAAUGGGUUCGUAAAAGAUUCGAAGAGCCUUGUGCAUCAGAGCUUACGCAUGAGCAAAAAAAAACAUUAUUCAAGCGAUUAAUUCGAUCGACAAAAUUUGAAGAAUUUCUGGCUAAAAAGUGGCCAAGCGAAAAGCGGUUUGGUCUUGAAGGUUGCGAGGUUCUAAUACCAGCUGCCAAACAAGUAAUCGAUGUAUCCAGUGCGGCUGGUGUUGAUUCUGUUGUGAUUGGAAUGCCUCACCGAGGACGAUUGAAUAUGUUAGCAAAUGUUUGUCGCCAACCUUUGCCAGUAAUUCUUUCCCAAUUUUCUACGCUGGAACCGGCUGAUGAAGGAUCGGGUGAUGUAAAAUACCAUCUUGGUAUUUCCUUGGAGCGAUUCAAUCGAGUUUCUGGAAGGAAAAUUAAAAUUGCUGUUGUUGCGAAUCCAUCUCAUCUUGAAGCUGUUAAUCCCGUAGUUUUGGGAAAGGUACGAGCGGAGUCAUUUUACAAUGGUGAUGAAAACGGUGAUCGUACGAUGGCAAUUUUAUUGCAUGGUGAUGCAGCAUUUUCUGGACAAGGUGUUGUUAUGGAAACAUUUAAUCUUAACGAUUUAAAAGCUUAUACCACUCAUGGAACUAUCCAUCUUGUCGUUAAUAACCAGAUUGGCUUUACAACCGAUCCACGAUGUUCUCGAUCGUCUCCCUAUUGUACGGAUAUUGGGCGUGUUGUUGGAUGUCCAAUAUUCCACGUGAAUAGUGAUGACCCAGAAGCAGUGAUGCAUGUCUGUAAUGUAGCUGCUGAUUGGCGUCGUACUUUCAAAAAGGAUGUUAUCAUUGAUCUGGUAUGUUAUCGACGAUACGGACAUAACGAACUUGAUGAGCCUAUGUUUACCCAACCACUGAUGUAUCAGCGCAUUAGAAAGACAAAACCAGUGCUUUCAAUUUACCAAAAGCAAAUUCUAGCUGAAAAUGUUGCCAGUGAGCAAUAUGUAGAGGAUGAAGUAACCAAAUACAAUACUUUACUGGAAGGUGCUUACCAAGAGGCACAAAAAAUGACGUAUCUUCGUCACAGGGAUUGGCUUGAUUCUCCAUGGAAUACUUUCUUCAAAAAGCGUGACCCACUCAAAAUACCAGCAACUGGUAUUGCAAAAGAGACGAUUACUCAUAUCGUUGAGAAGUUUUCAUCUGUUCCAGCAGAUUUUAAUCUUCAUCGGGGUCUGGAGAGAAUAAUGAAAGGACGACGUCAAAUGUUUCAAGACAACAGUUUUGACUGGGCAAUGGGAGAAGCUGUUGCUUUUGGUUCUCUCCUUCUCGUAUUCAUGUGCGCUUGUCAGGACAAGAUGUGGAAAGGGGAACAUUUUCACACCGGCAUCAUGUGUUACAUGAUCAGAAAAUCGAUCAAAAACCAAGCUGAAUAUAGUAUUUCUAACUCAUCACUUUCGGAAUUUGCAAUCCUCGGUUUUGAACUCGGUUAUUCAGUGGUGGAUCCGAAUUCGUUAGUUAUAUGGGAAGCACAAUUUGGGGAUUUUGCAAACAAUGCUCAGUGUAUUAUUGAUCAGUUCUUGUCUUCAGGUCAGUCAAAGUGGAUUCGGCAAUCGGGAUUGGUGAUGUCACUGCCACAUGGAUACGAAGGAAUGGGUCCUGAACAUAGUAGUGCACGUUUGGAACGCUUUUUGCAAAUGUGUAAUGAAGAUGACGGAAUCGAUGUUGAGCAUACCGCCUUCGGACCCACUUUUGAAGCGCAGCAAUUAUAUGACACAAACUGGAUUGUCGUACAUUGCACAACGCCUUCUAAUUUUUGUCAUCUUUUGAGACGACAAGUAGCGUUACCUUUCAGAAAGCCACUAAUUAUAAUGUCACCCAAAUCGCUUCUGCGUCAUCCAUUAGCACGUUCUACCAUUGAAGAUUUCCUGCCUGGUACGAAAUUCUGCAGAGUUAUUCCAGAAAGCGGAAGUGCUGGUCAAAAUCCAGAAAAGGUGGAACGCUUGGUUUUCUGCACCGGUAAAGUUUACUACGACUUGGUAUCUGCAAGGAACCACCUAAACCUAGAUUCACGGGUAGCGAUAUGUCGUGUUGAGCAAAUCUCUCCCUUUCCAUACGACUUAAUCGAGGAGGAGUGCCUUAAGUAUGGCAAAGCAGAACUUAUUUGGGCACAAGAGGAACACAAAAAUAUGGGCGCAUGGGGAUUCGUCCAUCCAAGACUUGGAACACUUGUAGCAAAACAAGGAAGACUACUCAAGUAUGCAGGUCGAAAGCCAUCGGCAGCAGCAGCAACAGGUAAUAAAUACAGUCACUACGUCGAGUUGAAAAGUUUAUUGGCAGACGCUCUGCACGCUCGAAAAGCUGAUAUCGACAAAUUCAUUGGUGGAUAA
Loa loa (African eye worm) is the source of this 2955-nucleotide messenger RNA. RefSeq names its product oxoglutarate dehydrogenase. The coding region runs from base 1 to 2955 and encodes 984 amino acids. The record is from RefSeq and is a predicted model, not a curated record. The transcript has 19 exons. Gene Ontology annotation, biological process: tricarboxylic acid cycle. Gene Ontology annotation, cellular component: oxoglutarate dehydrogenase complex; mitochondrion. Gene Ontology annotation, molecular function: oxoglutarate dehydrogenase (succinyl-transferring) activity; thiamine pyrophosphate binding. NCBI's taxonomy places the organism in Eukaryota, Metazoa, Nematoda, Chromadorea, Rhabditida, Onchocercidae.